Molecule: messenger RNA, 867 nt
Organism: Candidula unifasciata
Lineage: Eukaryota; Metazoa; Mollusca; Gastropoda; Stylommatophora; Geomitridae
Source: the annotation of a GenBank genome assembly
AUGGCGGGGUCAACAGCAGUAAUCCCACAGAGCAAACUAGUCCUCACGGAUCCAUCUGAAUACCGACCGGAAGUGCGUGACCCCAAGUCUUUCAGGGACUUUCGCAUUCAUUCCGUGUCGGACAAAGUCAAGAGGACCUACGAUCUCAUGCAUACCAACCAAACUGUGGCAUUUGUACAGGAUCGCAUGAAGCACUACCUCAAGUUUGACCAUGCUGAGAUGACUGUUAUGGAGAUUCUCCAGAAGCUGAAUGAGCUGGUCGAUGAGAGCGACCCUGACAUUGAUUUACCAAACUCCUUCCACGCAUUCCAGACAGCAGAAGGCAUCCGCAAAGUGCACCCAGACAAACCCUGGUUCCAGCUAACAGGACUCAUCCAUGACAUCGGAAAGAUCAUGCAUCUGUGGGGUGAGCCCCAGUGGGCCACUGUUGGAGACACUUUUGUUGUGGGAUGUGCCCCCGACCCCAGCAUCGUGUUCGGUGUAGAAAGCUUUAGCAAGAACCCCGAUGUCAAUGAUCCCCGCUACAACACCAAGUAUGGGAUGUACUCGCCCAACUGUGGCCUCGACAAUGUGCUCAUGUCGUGGGGGCACGACGAGUAUCUCUACAGGGUCCUAGCGGGCAACCACCAUGCGCUGCCAGACGAAGCCUUGUACAUGAUCAGGUUUCACUCCUUCUACCCCUACCACACCUCUGGGGCCUACUCCCACCUGACCAACGACAAGGACAAUGAAAUGAUCCCUUGGAUUAAAGAGUUCAACAAAUUUGACCUCUACACAAAAAGCCCUGAUUUGCCAGACGUGGAAGAGCUGACACAGUAUUACCAGGAACUCAUCGAUCAGUUCUUACCUGGGAAAAUCCGCUGGUAG